This is a messenger RNA of Mercenaria mercenaria, 1139 nucleotides long. RefSeq lists its product as uncharacterized. The record is from RefSeq and is a predicted model, not a curated record. The coding region runs from base 714 to 1139 and encodes 141 amino acids. The transcript has 3 exons. NCBI's taxonomy places the organism in Eukaryota, Metazoa, Mollusca, Bivalvia, Venerida, Veneridae.
AGAAGGUAAUUUAACUGUAAAAUAAGAUUUUACCUUUAAACUGAUCUCACCAUCAAUACAAGUUAUGAAAUGCUCAUUAAUCAAAAAGAUUCUAAAUGUUGGGGAUUUUAUCAGCCGCAUAGAUGCCUGCUGGUGAAUAGAUUAGUUAUACCCGGAGUUGAUAAGGCCAGUCUAUGUAACAUGCUCACAUGUUGAAUGAAUUUACAACAUUUUUAUAUUCACUGGCUUGGAUAAAAUUUUCGCAUACACAGAAUCAGUGAAGGGAGGCCUUUUUUUCGUGUUGUGUAUAUUUUGGAAGAAAAAAAUAAUGAAGAGAUUGGAAGUAAAGUGAAAAUGGUGUGUUAACUUGUGAGAAUACAUGUGAUCUAGUGAACAGGAAGUGUAAUUGUAGGUUAUUCUAGGAUAUAGUGUGACCUUGACAUUCAAAUUGACAGUUGUAAACACUACAUAGUACAUAUACUUGUCGGAAAUAUAAUGCUAUAGGAGAAAAAACAACAGGAGAUACUUUUUGAUUUGGUGCUGUAUAAAUAUAGAAAUGAAAGCUCUUUAUUUGGUUACAUGGUAACAUAUUGACGUACUGGUAAGAGUAAAGCAUGUGGAGAAAUGAAUUCAGUGUAAUUUCUCUAUAAAUAGCUUGUCGGAAUACUUAACAGUCUAAUAAGAUAAUCAAUUAAGACAAGUUAGUGACAGCAGUACAGACUAAACCCAGCAAAAUGUUUUGCUGUAAGCCAAAGAAAAGAGAGUAUGAUGUCGCCAAUGAGGAAGAAAUUGAUAAAGAACGAAGUAAAGACUUAAAGGUAGAUAAUGACAAAGAAGUUAAAGAUAAUGCUGCUGAUAUUGAAUCUCCUAUAGAAGUCACUGUAACUGAAGUUACUGAACUAGAACCUAAAACAAGUUCUGAACAAAAUGGUGAAGUGAAAAAAACUGAGACUCAGUCUGGAGUAGGUGAAUCAGGGGAGAAAACUCAGGCUGAGGAAACAGUUGAAGAAAAAGGAGAGAAGAAAAACCCCAAAUAUGUAUCUCAGAUGAGUGUUUCAAGCUCUUUGAGUAUUCGGGAGGAAAUAAACCGUAGUAGGGAGCAAUUUUUUUCUAAUACGUCUCUAAAUGACUUUAAUUUACAGGAGGAGAUAAAAAAGUAA